This is a messenger RNA of Nematocida ausubeli, 861 nucleotides long. RefSeq lists its product as uncharacterized. NCBI's taxonomy places the organism in Eukaryota, Fungi, Microsporidia. The record is from RefSeq and is a predicted model, not a curated record. The coding region runs from base 1 to 861 and encodes 286 amino acids. The transcript has a single exon.
AUGUUUUAUCCAAGUGUUUUCGUAUGUAAAGAUAGCCUGCUGUAUAGAAUGUAUGUACAUUCUUGCUUGAGACGAGUUAAUACUGCACUUCCUGUUGACUUACUGGGUGCAUGCCUGUCUGCUGUUGAUGGGGAUAAUUUAUCCUUGCGUUUGCAGUCUCGCUUGAUGAUCUCUAUUGUGACAAGUCUUCUGGUGCAUUACAGGCAGGCACUUUCUUCUUUAGUCCGGGUUAUCUCUAAGGACACGUCUACUGAAAGGGAAGUUCAUAAUAGAAUAUACAGCAAGCAAGAAAUAACAUACAAUUACAACAUGGAUGUACUUUGCAGUGUACUUAAUUAUCAAGCGAAUAAGACUGUAGUGCAAGAAGAAAUAGAGUGUGCCAGGGGGAGUGCAGUAUUAUCUGAAGGAAUGGGGUCCUUUCAGGUGCAGAUGCUCUCUGAGAUAUAUUCUGGGCAGAUAGCAGAGGAAACUGUAAGAAGAAUUGAUGCGCCUGUGAAAAAAGUAAAAAUAGACAGAAGGAUAGAUGUGCCUGGGGAGAUGAUUUUAGGAAGAAGUGUGCCUGUGGUAAGGUGGUACCAAGGGAUGGUAGAUGCAAUUAUGAAAAGUAUCCCGGAAGAAGAUCAGGAAUAUAUUGCAGAUAUAUCUUCAAUUGAAGCACUAAGAAGGUACUCUUCUGAUACGUAUAUGGAUGAUGCAGUGCACAUGGACAGAAGCAUAUCAGUUCAUGGAAGAAUAAGCAGCAUAAACAUCCCAACAGAAAACCAAAAAAUAAUUGACUUUAUAAAUCUGCUGCAUGAAGUAACAGAAGGAAAUAUAACUGCAAUACAAGCAGUGCCAUAUGGGAGGAUAAUAAGGAUUUGA